Molecule: messenger RNA, 1443 nt
Organism: Fusarium sp. VM40
Lineage: Eukaryota; Fungi; Ascomycota; Sordariomycetes; Hypocreales; Nectriaceae
Source: the annotation of a GenBank genome assembly
AUGGCAGACCAAACCCAAACCAGCCCCGCCAAACAGAAUGUUACACGGCCACAGCUGGGCUCUAUGAGGAGUAGCUCAUAUCUCAGUGAUCAUCAGGAAUACCGCCCUCCUCGAUCCGAAUCAGCUCGACAGGAUCAGCACUUCCAUGGCAUUGACACGGUUAUAGAGGACACGGCCAACUCGCCUGUUCCUCAGACAAGGCCCAUUCUGCCCUUCAAUGGCAUCCCAUCUGAAGACAACCCUGUGACUGUCGUUGACAGCGGGCUGAGUCACUCGUACUCUCAUCCAAACUGCGCUCCUCGAUCUGGCGAGAAGUCGGAUCGCCUCAUUGCGACUCUGUUCUACAAGCCAAGAGGCGAGGAUCAGGGUUCUCGAUCUCCUAUCAAGACAACAUUUGCAGAUAGCAAUGAGUCUCUGCCCGCCAACUUGGCCCCUACAAACGAUCCUAAUGAGUAUCCUCUCGAGCCUCCCACUCAGGAGUCUGAGCAGCUGGACCACAUCUACGGUUCUUAUAUCUCACCUCUUUGCAUCACCUCGUUCCUCCAUCUCAUGUCUUCUUUCCCUCUUCCCCAAGAUGCCGAUGAGCCUCACUCUUCUCACCGAUGUCUGGACAACCAGGAGCAACCGCGCAUUGUCGAGCUGACGCUCUCUCCUACGCCAUCGCCCGAUUACCUCAGCUUGAAUGACUUGAGGAAGCACGAGAUGAUCUACCGAUUCGAGCAGGAGUGGAACGUGGAUGUGGUCCUCCAGCGGGAUACCGUAUGGAGGCGCCACCCUAGACUGGUGGUCUUCGACAUGGACAGCACUCUCAUCACUCAGGAAGUCAUCGACCUUUUGGCCGAUCAUAUCAAGGAUCCUCCGGAUCUGGCUGCGCGAGUCGCCGAAAUCACACACCGCGCUAUGAUGGGCGAGCUAGAGUUUGAGGCUUCUUUCCGUGAGCGUGUUGCUCUCCUAAAGGGUUUACCUGCUACUCUCUUCGAGGACCUGCGACCGGUAUUGAACGUCACCAAGGGUGCGCCAGAGUUGACCAAAGCUUUCAAGCGACUGGGAAUCAAGACAGCAGUACUCUCUGGCGGUUUCCAGCCUUUGACAGGAUGGCUUGCUGCGCAAUUGGGCAUUGAUCAUGCUCAUGCCAACCAUGUUGUCAUUGAUAAUGGCAAGUUCACGGGUGAGGUUGCGGGUGUUAUUGUCGGCAAGGAGCGCAAGAGGGAUCUUCUUCUUGAGAUUGCUGCCAAGGAGGGUGUUGAUCUGUCUCAGGUCAUUGCUGUUGGCGAUGGUGCCAACGACUUGCUCAUGUUGGCAAAGGCAGGCUUGGGAGUUGCCUGGAACGCAAAGCCUCGAGUGCAGAUGGAGGCGAACGCUCGCCUGAAUGGAGAGAGUCUGCUCGAUCUCUUGUAUCUUCUUGGCUUCACCGCUGAGGAGAUUGAGGCGUUGACCGUAUAG